AUGGCGGAGUUGUAUUGCACCUCGUCGGGGCCUUUCUCCAGGAGGACCGCGAAACAGAGGAGGGCCUUGGACUCGGUGAUGCUCCUGCAAAUAGCCGGGUUGCCCUUGGCCAGCAGCCACAGCGCCUUGGCCGCCAUCGCCUUCAUGGUGGCCUUGGUAGCCGGGUCCUCAAACUCUCUCCCUUUCAGACUCGCCCCCGACAGAGAUAUCUGCUGCUGGCUUUGA
This is a messenger RNA of Spirodela intermedia, 225 nucleotides long. NCBI's taxonomy places the organism in Eukaryota, Viridiplantae, Streptophyta, Magnoliopsida, Alismatales, Araceae. The record is from the annotation of a GenBank genome assembly.